This is a messenger RNA of Scophthalmus maximus (turbot), 1886 nucleotides long. RefSeq lists its product as uncharacterized. Gene Ontology annotation, cellular component: cytosol. Lineage: Eukaryota; Metazoa; Chordata; Actinopteri; Pleuronectiformes; Scophthalmidae. Gene Ontology annotation, molecular function: aldose reductase (NADPH) activity. The record is from RefSeq and is a predicted model, not a curated record. The coding region runs from base 132 to 1118 and encodes 328 amino acids. The transcript has 10 exons.
AGAGAGAGAGAGAGAGGGGGGGGGACGGUUCAUGACAGAGGAAGGAGGUCAGCUCGGCGUUUGAGAGGGAAAAGGACAGAAGAGGAAGCUCUGACUGUGUCCGAGCUUCUCCUUUCUGUGUCUGCGGUGAAAUGUUCUCCACGGAAAUGGAGGCGGCGCAGGUGGCCCGGACCCUGGAGCUGAACGACGGCACGCGGAUGCCGGUUCUUGGUCUGGGGACGUGGAAGUCCUCCCACCUGCCCCGCACCUCGGUCCAGGGCGCGGUCGAGGCCGCCAUUGCCGCCGGCUACCGCCACAUCGACACGGCCUUCAGCUACGAGAACGAGGUGGACGUGGGCAAGGCCCUGCGCUCCAAGACGCAGCAGGGCGUCGUCAGGCGCCAGGACAUGUUCAUCGUCAGUAAGCUGGGGUCCACGCACCACGCCCCCGACGACAUCCCUCGGUGCCUGGACAAGUCCCUGACCGACCUGCAGCUCGACUACAUCGAUCUGUACCUUGUGCAUUUCCCCGUCGGCCUAAAGAAAAUCGGUGACGAGCAUUUCCCGAAAAAGGACGGAAAGGUGUUGACCUCUGACACCGACUACGUAGACGUGUGGAGGGGGAUGGAAGCUCUGCAGGCUUCAGGGAAGGUGAAGAGCAUCGGCGUGUCCAACUUCAGCAUCCUGCAGCUGGAGCGACUCCUGGCCCUGUGCAGGGUGCCCCCUGCUGUCAACCAGGUGGAGCUGCAUCCCUACCUGGUGCAGAGAGACAUGAUCGACUUCUGUAAGUCCAAGAACAUCGUCCUGACGGCCUACAGCCCCUUUGGGUCGCCGGCGCGACCCCCAGAGAUGAUCAGAGGAGACGUUGAUCCACAUCAGCUCCUGCAGGAUCCUGUCGUUGCAGAAAUAGCCAGAAAGCACAGACGCAGCUCGGCACAGGUGUUGCUGAGGUACCACGUGCAGCAGGGCGUUGCGGUCAUUCCCAAGAGCGACAAGCCCCAUCGCAUUCUUGAAAACACAAAGAUCUUUGACUUCAGUCUGCCCGGAGACGACAUGGCGGCUCUGAGAGGACUGGACCGGGGCUGGAGGGCCUGUCUGGAGGACGAAGUCAAGUCGCAUCCGUACUAUCCCUUCGUGUGAGGCCGAGAGACGGGACGACAAACUGGACCGACUCACGUCCGCGACAUCGACGAGACUCGACCGACCAGAGACGCGCAGUCGACCACAGCUGAGGCCGAAGUGAAGCGACUUCUCCUGUGAUUCAAUGUGAUUCACCUCCACUGUGAUGGAGUGCGAUUUAAUGUGAUUUGACUCAAAUAACAGCAGUUCUACACGAGACGACAGAAGAAUGUGAUGCCGUUCGAUUCAGGACAAUGUUUUAGUAAAGUUUAGUUCUGCAGCUCAGUCGUCAUCUCAUUUAUACAGUUUCUCUUUGACUUAUAAAACACACUCGACCUCUUUCACACGUCCUCUGUACAAAAGACUAAACUAGAACUUGUCUCAGUCGAGCUCAAACAUCCGCCAGGGUCCAACAGUUUCCUUAAAUUGAACCAAAUCUCACACACUCAAAGAUAUCAGUCCACCAAACAUGUGUUUUUCAUCAAGAUCCAUGAAUUAUUCUCUGUGAAAAUCAGUGAAAACGUCCUAUCUCACAACGUUAAAGAGGUUUUUUUAAAUUCCUGGCUCCAACAUUUAAUGGAUUCUUUCUCGGUUCAUGUUCCAUCCUUCCUCCAAGUUUUGUGGAGCUCUGUUCAGUAAUCUUUAUCUUUAUCUUAAUCCAACCAACAGACCAAAUUCAGUUUACGAAUGUGAAAGUAAUGAACAUGUUGAUCGGCUCUUUUCUGUUUUGCUGAAAACUUGAGAAGCUGCUCAUGUUCUCCUGUGGUGAAUAAAGUUGCGUAAAAAACA